AAGCUGACUCACUCUCCUCCGGACUUGUAUUUAUAGACGGUCAUCUCGAAGACCAGCAAACACGAGGACGAAUUUUUUUCAAUCUCACUUUUUCUUUAUUCGACAAGACGACAAAGACGAAAUGGGAUUGCUUUCAGCUUUGGCUGUUGCAGCAGGUGCAGCGGGUGCAGCAGGAGGGCUUUUGAUUUUUGCACCUGUUGCCAUUGCCACGAUUGGUUACCCGGCUGCUGUGGCGUUGACUUCUGCGGUCAAUGCGGGAGUGGCAACAGGCACAGCAGCUGCCGCAGGUACAGCUGGUGCGAGUGCUGCUGCAGCGCCGGUCGCAGGCUUUGUUAUGGCACUCUUCUAAGUCUCCGACACCUAAAACUGGUCCUCUAUUUCACUCAUCCGUCUCAAUUUAUCUGAUGGAUUUAUGUUCAAAUUGGAGAAAGUUACAGAUUGUUUUGGUUAUUUGGAGGUAUAUUGACUUUGAGUGAAUAAAUGGCUCCCCUAA
This is a messenger RNA of Corythoichthys intestinalis (scribbled pipefish), 493 nucleotides long. RefSeq names its product Golgi-associated RAB2B interactor protein 3-like. The record is from RefSeq and is a predicted model, not a curated record. NCBI's taxonomy places the organism in Eukaryota, Metazoa, Chordata, Actinopteri, Syngnathiformes, Syngnathidae. The transcript has 4 exons. The coding region runs from base 122 to 349 and encodes 75 amino acids.